Messenger RNA from Sceloporus undulatus (fence lizard), 4015 nucleotides. RefSeq names its product eva-1 homolog B (gene EVA1B). Lineage: Eukaryota; Metazoa; Chordata; Lepidosauria; Squamata; Phrynosomatidae. The transcript is spliced from 3 exons. The coding region runs from base 2501 to 2992 and encodes 163 amino acids. The record is from RefSeq and is a predicted model, not a curated record.
AGGAGCACCGUAAGCCAGAAAUGACUCAAAUGAAUGCAACAACAACAACAGGGCAAAAGUACUUCUGAAGAAUCAUAGCCGGAGAAAACUCUGUGCAAAAUUCAUGGGGUUGCUAUAAGUCAAGGCACACAUUGACGCACAUGGGAUUUCUCCUCCGGCCCUAAAUUAUUCUCUUUUACUGCAGCCUCUUUCUGACUUCCAUUAUUUAUUCCCUCCUUGCCUUUGGACCCAUUAUCUUGCAGGAAGUCCUGGGGGCUGGAGAAUUUGCUUUUGAUUAUAGAAACAUUCCUGAAGACUUUUUCAAAACCUCUCUUUCCUUUUUUCCCUCCAGCUUUAAAAACAGAACAUGAGGUAGGAGGUUGCUGGGAGAAAAGAGGGGAAAUGGCACCCCAUGUAGAGUGAACGGGCAUCCUCCUUUUCCAGGACACGUCCUACAUUCCAACCAGGAGGAAUUCCAAAACGUCCUCCAUUUGAGCAUCACGAAGAAGCGCAGGGUUAUAUGAGUAUUUUUAGCUUCAAUUUUUGCAAUGCCCUGCUUUUAUUUUCAACUCGCCUACAUUUUACAGUGCUUUGUCCUCCUUUGUGGCUAUGACAUUUGGCCACCAGGCCCUCCAUAAGUCACCACUUCUUUUGCCAAAACGGUGCUUCAUUCUCCAAAUGGCUCCUUUUGAGUUUGUCAAAAGUGUCAGAGUGCAGCUUGAAAAUGGCACCCUUGUGUUGCAAGGUUUUCAAAAUUAGUAAUAUUAUAAAAAUAAUAAAAUAAUAUGUGAUAUUAUUUUAUUUGUUUCAUGCAGGAAAGUAACUCUUCACGAGUCUGUCCUCUGCCUAAAUUCCAAACAAAAGCAUUAAUUCCAGUUAGCUUAGCCAAGUAGUUCUCUGCAAAACGAAUACAUUCCCAACACUCAUACAUUGCACGGUGCACAAUUUUGGCCUUUAGGUCCAAACCCAAAAUGCAAGAUUUGGGCAUCUUGUUCAGUCUAUAUAAAAAGGAAAAGCUGCCCAAUCCUCAGAUACCCAUUGUCCAGAAAAUGCAUGAUAACUAAUCCCAGUGUGGUGUAGUAGUUGUUGCUUCCAUGCUAGGAGUAACCAGGCCAUUGUGUAGCUUCCAAAACAAGGUAAUAUUUGGGAGUCUCCACAGUGGAAGGGCUUCUUCUGUCUUGUGUAUUUUCCUCCAUCUCUGCCCGGUCUCUCCUCUGACCCUCAGUCCUUCCGGGUCCAUCCACGGUGUCCAUCCGUGGACCUGGCCAUAAAUAGCCGUGACCUGGAAGACCAGCCACUGGAAGGGUGGGGGACGAGGAAAAGGAAACCUCCGCUCUGAAAGCAGCAAAAGCGUAUUUCCGCUGCUUAGGAUAAAUUUCCCAUGACUGUAACAGGAAGAUGGAAGCCGGCAGGACAGAAAAAGACUCCAUUAACUCCAUUCGCUUCAGGGGCCAAAGCCUUAAAAUGGGGGUCCCAUGAUGGAGAGAGCGAUGAGUUGGAGGGCUGAAGAUGGCCAAAGAUUGGCUCAAAUCAGGGUUGCCAAAUCCCUUUUUGGCCAGAGACCUGAGACCAAAGGAUAGUGUCUAGUGCUGACACAGAAGCCAACCUUGGCAAUGCUGAUAUAGGAGUUUAUCACACGAAGGAGAUCGGGAGUUUAUCCCGUGAAUAUCGCGUGAUUAUGUGGAACGAUUUCACACGAUGUCACACAAGACUCGCCAUUAAAGUGGUCACAAAGAAGCAUUAACGCACAUCUUUUUACUUUCCAAUAUCACUUUAUUUGCACCAUUUCAUGUGACAAUCAUUCGUGCAGUUACUUGCCAUUUUUGCUUCAUUUGCGGGAUGCUUUAAAUGCGCUUUAAUCUCUCUUUAAACACCGAAAUCAUCCCCAGUGUGAUAAAGUCUGCUGUAUUGUGAUGGAGAAAGCCAUGCUUGCAAUGAUGGAUCUGAGAAGAGCCUCAGAGAAAGGAAAGUUGGCAGAGUCCUCUCUUUCAGACCCGUUGCUUGGAGGGGGAGAAAUUGUAUAGGGUGGCUCUCUGCCCAGAAGAGAGGGCAAUUGUGGGGGGCAUGACUGUCAUGGGGCUCCUUGGCUUGGUUCCCCUUCCUCUCCGGAAAUCCCAUGACAAGCCUUGCAACUGGGAACGGCUAGGCAGCUCUUUGACUUCGAGUUUUGCAAAGGGGGAGGCAUUGCUCAGGAUUGUCAGUGCAAAAGCUAUGCUGGAACUGUGUUCGUUUAACACUCUCCAACCCAUCGCUCUUUAAAUCAAGGCUGGGGAAGACAGUGGAGUUUAUCACACUGGGGCUGAUUUCGGCAUUAAAGAGAGAUUAAAGCGCAUUUAAAGCGUCCCGCAAAUAAAGCGAAAACGUUGAGGAAUUGCGGAAAUGAUUAGCAAAGUCCCCAGUCAUCCCUUUUGUUUUGCUGAUAUAUUGAGAGGUCCCAGAGAUUCCCAAAACAUCGUCUGCUGAACUUUGGCAUAAUUUCCUCUCUUCUGAAAGGAAACAGGGUGUCUGAAGAGGAUUUGCGAUGGAGACGCAGCAGCAGGAGAUGGAGCUUCUGAGCAAUAGUAUUGCAGCUUAUGCCCAUAUUCGAGACAAUCCCGAGAGUUUUGGCCUCUACUUCGUCCUAGGCGUCUGCUUCGGCCUCCUCUUGACUCUUUGCCUGCUGGUCAUCCACAUCUCCUGGCGGCCCCAGACCGUCCCUCCAAGGCCCCGGAAGAGGCUGCGGGACUUGAGCGAAGACGAGGAGGAAGACGAAGAGGAGGAGGAGGAGGAGGAAGAGGACACUGCUGACCCCGUGGCUUCUGAACCCGCGCUGGCGAUGACGAAGCUGCCUUCGGAGCCCCAUCCGACGCCGGACGGGACCCUCACGGUCAACGUCUUUGCCUCGGCGGAAGAGCUAGAGAGGGCGCAGCGGCUGGAGGAACGAGAGCGGAUCCUGCGAGAGAUCUGGCGCAACGGACAACCUGACAUUCUGGGCACCGGCACCGGCACCCUCAGCAGAGUCCACUACUAUUGACCCAGGCCAGGUGGGCAGCCGUCGGACGUCCCUAGGUGCCCACUUGUGUCUUUCCUCAAGGGAUUUGUGGCCAAUCGUGCCAGCCUCUCCAACAUUAGCCAGACCUGCUUCGGCACCAACUGGCUUUUCAUAUUUUGGGGGGAGAAAGAUGAGGGGGCAGGUUUACUUGAAAGCAAGUAGCAGUGGUCAUGCCAAGUGGCAAACAGACCAAGUCUCUGGAUAUUCAAACUCCCUUAAAGACCAGUAUCCAAUUAAACUCUUGGCAAGUGGGCAGCCAAGGCAAGAUCUUCUUCUGCCAAUUGGUGAUGCUGCCAUGUUUCCUUGACCUCAUACUUGUUCAUGGGGCAGUGCCCACAACCGAUGCCAACAUCCUUCUUGGCAGACAAGGCCAUUUCUCUUUCCAAACGUACAGUGAGUGUGAAAAGCAUCACAGCCACUGUUGAUUCUCUUCUUCAUUUUGCGCCGUGUGCGUAUUGUUAUACAAAAGGGUUUGCGGUUUCUGAGAGGUUGUGCCAAGGCUGGAUUCCUACUCAGGGCUGCAUAAGGGUUUACACAAUGUCUGUGGUGCACCAGGAAGGCACGAGGCAUUGGUGCCCACGUCGUGCGGUCAGUUUGCACAGAGGUGCGACCCAGAACAAUUCCAACAUAGUACGACUCCAGCAAAGCCGUGGAGGCAGGAGAAGAACCAAUAACCCAAAGACUUUGGACAGCCAAGCCUGCCGUUUUCUCCACUUCCUUUUAUCCUUUGUGGUUUGGGGAUUCUGGCCAAAGGAAGAGGGCAGACAGCAGACCUGACCAAUUUGCCCUGGCAGCCCCAAAGCUGGUCUCCUUGGAGGGCUCUUGUACCCCUUGAUACUCACCCACCAAGGGACAGGGUUGCAAUGGGUAGGAAGGUGCUCUUUAUAUCUUUGCUCAUGGUUUACGUCAACCGGAUAAUCUGUUGCAUAUGUGUGCCUUAUCCUUUUAUACAUGUGUGUACAUAUAUAUAAAACCAAAGUCAUUCCAGUUUUGCAUGGCUCACAA